AUGGAUGCUAUGCCUGGAUGCAGUAGUGUUAGUGGUAGGCCUAAAAGAUUGACGGUAGCACAAGCUACUCAAUUGUUUUUAGCUUUAGAAAGUUCUAGUGAUAGUGAUAGUGAAGAUGAUUCCACAUAUUUGCCAGAAAAUCAUGGUGUAGAUGAUAACAUUGUGAAGAAGAAAAGAGCUAGAUAUGAUGAUACUGUGGUUGACUCAGAUUCUGACAGUGAUAGUGGCAGUGAAGCUAACAAUGAUGGGACUGGUAUUAUUGCUACAAUUCCAGAACCAGAUGAUUUUAGACCUAGAACUAGUGGUAAUAAUGAUGGGUGGCAAUGGGAGAGGGUUGCUGACAAUUGUCCUGUCAGUACUGCCAAUACAUUUAGAAUGUCCCAGCCUUCUAAAAGUGGAGUCAAUUCUGAGUUAGAUUUGACAAGAGAUUCUACACCAUUUGAUGUUUUUACCAGGCUAGUAGAUGGUUGUAUCAUGACCUUUUUAGUUGAUAGCAUUAAUGAUUAUGCUAAAAUUGUGAUUCAAAAACACAAUCCUCCUACUGUCAGGUCCACUUUUAAUAAUUGGACAGACACAAAUGUUGCAGAAAUGUACAAGUUUCUCGCAGUUUUUAUUUCGAUAGGUCUACAAAACAAAAAGUCUGUCAGGGACUUUUGGUCUAAUAAAGACAUAUAUUAUCAGCCAUGGUUUAAUACCAUGUUUACAAGAGCUAGAUUUGAACUCUUGUUCUUUAGCAUGAUGCAUGUAGGUGAAGCGGUCUCGGUCGGUAAGGAUAAAGUUGAACCCUUCGUAAAGAUGAUGUGUUCAAAUUUUCAAAAGGCAUUUUAUCCUUUUGAGGAGGUUGCUAUUGAUGAGAUGGUGAUAGGAUUUAAAGGCAGGUUUGGACCAUUACAGUACAACCCUAGUAAGCCUGAAAAGCACCACAUAAAAAAUUAUGGCCUGUGUGAUAGCAGUACAGGUUAUGUAAUAAAUCUUAUUACUUAUUAUGGAAGUGACACUACUUACUCAGACUCAUCAAAGAGUAUUACCAGCCAUGCAGUCAAAAUAUUUGAUACCCUUCUACAACCACUUCAAAGUGGGCAUCAUAUUUUUGCUGAUAGAUAUUAUACAUCAACAGAUCUCUUGGAAUAUCUAACUCAGAAAAGAUUUUAUUAUACUGGGACAGUCAACUUGGCUAGGAAAAAUUUCCCUGCCGAGCUCAAGAAGCAAAAGCUGCGUCACAGAGAAACUCAAUUUUACAAGUCUGUGGGCAGUAUAGAUGCUCUUUGUGUGGCAUGGCAGGAUAAGAAAGCUAAAAAGCCUUGCAUUAUGGUGUCCACAAAAUCAACCAAUCGCAUCAUUAAUGUGCAACAGAAGCGCAGUGUUGUCGAGAAGCCAGAAAUGGUUCACGACUACAAUAUGAUGAUGAAUGGUUGCGACAGGGCAGACCAAAUGCUCUCUUAUUAUUCUGUGCAUUCUAGAAAAAGCAUGAAAUGGUGGAAGAAAGUCUUUUUCUGGAUAUUAGAAAUUGCACAGAUUAAUGCCCUCAUCAUUUAUAAUGCCACACAGGUUACAUGUGACCAGCCUUCAAAAAAGCUUUCUUUAAAAAAAUUUAAAGAAACUUUAAUUGAUGGUUUAGUUGAUGCUGCCACUGCACUGGGUGAUGUUCCCAGACAGGUGAAAGUGAAGACUGUUAAAGCUGACAGCAAAAUAGCACCUGGGCCUCAUCUUGUUCAUUAUGAAGAGAAUGAUCGCCCUUGUGUCUAUUGCAAGAGUCAAUCACAACGGAAGCGGACUAGAUUCUUUUGCUCGGGUUGCCCGUCGCAACCUCGGCUCUGUGUGAAACAUUGUUUUCGUCUAUACCAUGAGGAUCUGGCAAAAAUAUAG
Biomphalaria glabrata is the source of this 1866-nucleotide messenger RNA. Its product is annotated as piggyBac transposable element-derived protein 4-like. The record is from RefSeq and is a predicted model, not a curated record. The transcript has a single exon. Lineage: Eukaryota; Metazoa; Mollusca; Gastropoda; Planorbidae. Bases 1 to 1866 code for a protein of 621 amino acids.